Messenger RNA from Carassius auratus (goldfish), 894 nucleotides. RefSeq names its product C-type lectin domain family 6 member A-like. Bases 1 to 864 code for a protein of 287 amino acids. The record is from RefSeq and is a predicted model, not a curated record. NCBI's taxonomy places the organism in Eukaryota, Metazoa, Chordata, Actinopteri, Cypriniformes, Cyprinidae. The transcript is spliced from 10 exons.
AUGGAGACUGGAAGACGCUGGAGAUCGCUGGAGAGUGAAAACACUCCAACCAACAAUCAGGGUCGUGAAAUUAAUUCAUACUAUGAAAAUGUGGAUUACUUGCCUUCAGCAACAGCUUCAGGCUGCAAAUGCUCUCGGUACAGAGCUAACUCCACUGAAGAGCAAGAAAGAGAGAGAGAGGUUUGUCCACCUAAACGGACUAAAGUUCUUCUGAUUGUUUUUGCUGUCUGUCUGGUUUUUGCUCUUGGAGGUCUCUGUAUUCUGGGGAUACUGUAUGUCAGAGUUUCAGUGCAACAAUCUGCCAAGAAUACUAAUGGCACAAUCAUGGCAAGAGAGCUUGAUAAACUUGCAGUCUAUUACACCAGAGUUAGAGAACAUCUCCAUAUUAAUGAGAAGACACUUGAAAAGCUGAACAGAUUAAACCACAGUACAGGUUGUGCACUUUGUGCCGUCCACUGGAUUCAUUCUGGAGGAAAGUGUUACUACUUCUCUACAGUCAAGAUGAACUGGACACAGAGUCGAGAUCACUGUGUGACUCUAGGAGGACACCUGGUGAUCAUAAACAGCAAAACAGAGCAGGAUUUUGUCACCUCAAAUGUUGAAGAGACUCACUGGAUUGGUCUCAAUGAUUUGGAAACUGAGGGUCACUGGGUUUGGGUGAAUAACAAGCCAGUUAACAAUUCAGUAAAAUUCUGGAUGAAACGUAAGAAUGAUAUCAGUGAGUCGGAUAACUGGACUAAAGUUCAUCCAGACGGUGAAGAUUGUGCUUGUCUGGGACAUAUAAAUGGAGAGACAGAUUUCUGGAUGGAUACUUACUGUUUUGAAGAGAAAAGAUUUGUGUGUGAAGCUGCUGCAGCUGUUUAAUUCAUCACUCUUCAAUAGAUCUUUCUCGCA